Cyphomyrmex costatus is the source of this 8341-nucleotide messenger RNA. RefSeq names its product receptor protein-tyrosine kinase sevenless (gene sev). Gene Ontology annotation, molecular function: ATP binding; protein binding; transmembrane receptor protein tyrosine kinase activity. The coding region runs from base 1 to 7773 and encodes 2590 amino acids. Gene Ontology annotation, cellular component: signaling receptor complex; plasma membrane. The transcript is spliced from 20 exons. Gene Ontology annotation, biological process: positive regulation of kinase activity; cell surface receptor protein tyrosine kinase signaling pathway; multicellular organism development. Lineage: Eukaryota; Metazoa; Arthropoda; Insecta; Hymenoptera; Formicidae. The record is from RefSeq and is a predicted model, not a curated record.
AUGUUAGGAACGGGAUUGUGCUUUCUGCUGGCGUUGCUGCUGGCGGGAACGGCCGUCGCGCUCCUGCCGGAGGAUCUGGAGGAUCGCGCCGUUCCGGUCAGCCUUCAGGAAGAGUGCGCCUCGAAAUGCCCGGAUUUAGACCUCACGCAGAAUCGAACGGACGACUUGAGCUCGGAGGUAGGAUGUGGCGUGAGAUGCAAGAUCGAUCAGUGUACGAAAGGCUGCGAAGCAUGGGAACAAGCGCUCGACACAAGCUGCCAAGCCGUAUGCAAUGGAACGCAAGAAUUGUUACCACCGAAGGAAUUGUACUGCGUUUUGGGCUGCCACGACGCGUUAAAUCGUUACUUUCAGCAGCUCAAAGUGGAAAUCGGCAUUCCACCAGCGCCGGCAUUGGUUGCGGACUCGUUGACGGCGACGUCGCUCAGCCUCGAAUGGAAAGGCGUAGACAUAGACAGACGCGCUGGCAUUUCAUACUUGGUGCAAUGGAGAUACGAGGAAUUGGCUGAAACGUGGCAGUAUUGCCGCAAUCAGUCAUGGGGCGAGGGUGAUCAGAUACUGGUCGAGAAUCUGCAGCCGUACACUAAGUAUAGGUUUCGCGUAGCGCUGCUCCUGAAAUCGUCGCAGCACAAUCCGGAGCCGAUCGUCUCAGCGCCGAGCGUGGUAAUAUUAACGUACGCGGCCGAUCUGCCGACAUCAGCACCGGUAAUUGUAAGAGCUGCGGCGGUAGACAGUUACCGCGUCUCUGUGUCUUGGGAACCAGGCCCAUUCCCGAACGGGCCACUUUUGUCUUAUGUCCUGCGCCUGCAAGGGGUUGAACACAAGGGGUUGAACCAGCUUAAGGAUAUUCCAGUCUCUGAAAAUACCGAUCACUACAUGUUUCAAAACCUUGAGCCCAAUCAGAAUUAUUCUGUUAGCGUGACUAUGAGAAACAGUGUCGGCGAGGGUCCGCCUGCAACAAUCUAUAUUUCUACGACUCCAGAACCUACCGUCAAGGAUACUCAACAACCGAUUCUCAUCCUCGGCGGUGAGCAUUUGGUCAUGAAGCAGGGUGCUGAUAUGCUGGACGAGCCUAGCGUCGUUUACGAAACCGAAAAUGUGAUUCGCGGCGUGGCAAUACACGUGGCAUCAGCUCAGUUAUUCGUUUCUACUUCGACGGGUUACGUACAUCGAACUACGAUCAUCGAGCGGUCCGCACCGAAAGAAAUCUUAAUCCCCAACGGAGUGAACUUCAAACCUCUGAGCCUGUCCGUUGACUGGCUGAAUCUUCACCUGUACGUCUUAGGGGAAGUAAAACACGCGACGACCGCGACGUGGCAAAUAGCUAGAUGCAAUCUCGAUGGCAAGAGUUUAACAGUGGCCGUAGCUGGACUCCUAACUCGACCCUCACAUAUCGAGAUUGAUCCGUACAACGGAUACCUUUUCUGGGUUACUAAAGCAGGACUGUACAGAUUAGAUUUAGCCGUUAUCAGCAACGGUGUGAAGCAUGAGGUUCGACCGGAUUUAAUUCUCGAAGAUGCUCAUUUAGGUGCCUUCACGGUAGACCAUACGAAUUUUCGAUUGCUCGUUCCCGAUCACACUAAAAAUACAGUCAUAUCCGUAUCGUUAGACGGCCGCGAAGUUGUUAAUCUUCGCCCCAAUACGCAGAAACCGAAAUUUGAUAACGUUAUUUCGCUAGCCAUGGCAAACGGACUGUUCUACUGGACCAAUGGCGAAGAGGUCCUUACUGAAGGCUAUCAUGCUGGUCAAAACAGAUACUUCCACAAUUCCUAUCCUGACAAAUCCGACACUUCCUUCGUAAGCGUGACGGUACUGAUGAAUGCAAGUCAGCCGGUCCCAGUGCCAGUGAAUCCACCGACAGGAGUGCAAGCUGUUCUAGGGGCGGAAAGAGCAAAGGUUUCAUGGCAGGCUCCUCAUUUACUAGGCGGCCAAGGAAAGGGCGCCUGGCAAAAUUGGUCGUACGAGCUCGAAAUCAAGGACGAAUCUACUGGCGAAACUAUCCAUCAAACGGAUAUCGCCGGAUCGUCUCACACUGUUCAUAACUUGCGAGAACGAUCGGAAUACUCUAUCAAAGCCGCAGCCUACACCAGCGCCGGCAGAGGACCGUGGUCCACGGAGUUUCGUGGGCAAACCUUAAGAAACGGUUCACAUGCGUCUAUCUUGUGGUCAUCGAACGAGGGAAUUUUGAAAAGUGACGUAACCGGCGAAAAUAUCGACACGCUGGUUAAUAAGGCGAGUCUAAAGGAAUCCGAAAACGAAUUCCACAUUGUUGAUAUUAGUUGGUACAAGGACGUGCUGUACAUAGUAGGAAAUAAUUCCGCAUUGUAUCGUUAUAAUGUCAGCAAUCAUCAGAAAACAAAGCUCAACAUACAUUCGGUGGGAAGCGUCGCCGUGGAUUGGAUAUCGAAGAAACUCUAUUGGGCAAAUCCAAAACAGCAGAUUAUAACAAGAGCGAACCUGAAUGGAUCUCAGCAAGAGCCGAUGUCUAUCUUAGCAAUUGUAAAAGAGCUCAUGAUUGACUCUCUUGAGGCGUACUUGUAUUGGUCCACUGGCCACGCAGUGGAAGUUGCACGACUGAAUGGACAAGACAGGAGAUACUAUCACUUGGAUGAAAUUUUCAAUGGAAAGCAAGUGAUGGGAUUAACUCUCGACACUGAAAACAGACAUGUUUACUGGAUCGUUCGUAGUUACGAAAGCGGAUCCAUCGUCUACCGUGCACCUACGUCCGAAAGAAUUCCGAUGAAUCGAAAGAUCAUUCCGGAAAAGGUUUCUGCUUUGCAACAUCCGAACAUGCAAGGACCUUUGUGCUAUUUUUCUGAGCACUUGUUGUGGCUACAGGACGACAGAAAUGCAGUGAUCGGUGAUCUUUCCGGUCAGAAUACUGCGGUAAUCAACGGGAUCACUUUGUCCAGCUUGUACAUGGUAGCCAUUACGGAUCCCGCGCAUCAUCAGUAUCCGAAAAAUUUGACGUCAGAAACAGUGAUAGUUCUACCGAACGCAGUCGACUUCGAUAGUAUAAGAGUCGAAGGGACCUGGAGAAAUUUUAACAUAUCAUGGGAUCCCGUGAAGAACAUUAAUUACGGCACGGUUUUUUAUGAGGUGAAAUUCGCGGAUUACAUCAACACGAAUUCGAAUCCGGAAAUCACGAUCGAAACGACAAUGCCGUACAACAAUUCAGAUCAGAUCCUCCCUUAUUCCGUUCUCGAAGUCACUGUGAAGGCAUUUACUUAUUGGGAAACGGCGCAUCAUUCUCGGAAAAUCCUGAGAUCUCCACAGAGCGUGCCGAGCCAGCCAACAUCUCCCAGAGCAUUCAUAGAGUUCAGCAAGAAAAACAUAUACAUGGACAUGAAAAUUUGUUUAAUAUUUAGAUGGAAUCCGCCCGAGUUUACAAAUGGAGUAAUACAAGGAUACAUUGUCCAAUGUUGGCACGUCGUGAACCAGGAGAGAGUAUUUAUCUGCAACAACUGCAGCAUCUCAGCUACGAAGCUCGAGUAUGCGACUAAUGUAACAUCUAACACGACUUAUUACUGCAAAGUACGAGCAUAUACUGAGAUCGGUGCCGGUCCUUACACGGAUUCCAUUAAUGUGUCGACCGCGUACGAGAAUCCGGUGCCGAAAUUAUUAGUCGCCACGAUUGACGCUGUGAGAUUGUCGGACUUGGACAGGGAGAUUAACGAUACGAUCACCAGGCAUGUUGCGAAAGAGAUCAAUUAUUUGAGAGAGGAGGAUAAAAUUUAUUGGAUCAGCGAGAUGCAGGAACUGGUGACAUCGUUGACAAAUGGAAGCAACGCGACAAAAAUACUUGCUCUAAACCGAACCGACACGCACAGCCUCUGCGUCGAUUGGGUAGCGAGAAAUCUGUACUGGGUGGAAUGCGAAGACAAGGACAAUAACAAAAACAGUUAUAUCAAAAGAUUAGAUUUAACAAUGUGGCAGGCAGGUAUAAUCAAAUACAAAAGUAUCUUAAGAAGAGGAGGAUUAAUCACAGUUCUGGAUAUCGUGCCAUCUCUGGGAUCUCUAUAUUGGAUUGAGCUAAGUGAAAGAAGUAUAAUGCAGUCGGAUUUCGAGGGGAAAAAUGUGCAAUACUUCUUUAGAAAUAACGGUAGCACGUGUACCUGUCCACAGAAACCGAAGAAUGUAUCCACAUUCACAAUUGACAAGACCAAUAUUGAGAAACCGAUGAUGUAUUGGAUAUCGGAUAGGGACCAAUUAAACGUAGCCGAUAUUCAUGGCUGCGCGUGCAAAGUGAUAUUAAGAGCGAGCUCCAGUAUACAGAUUUUGACGGUCGACAAAAUGAAUAUAUACUGGUACGAUGGAAGAAAUCAAAUCCAUUUUUUGAGAAAAGAAUAUUCCUUCGCGGGGGACAAGGAAAAUGUGUCCAAUCUGGAAGUGAGGAACUUCUACCUGCCUAAUGUACAUCGGAUCACAGCCUUCGGUACAUCCUUGCAACCCUAUCCCAUCAUGGAAUGCCUGAUACCCCGCCAAACGGGCUAUAACGUUGAGAGGGUGAGCGAAACAGCAAACAGCAUCAUUGUUAGUCUUCCGGAACCAAAUCCUGAGUACGGAUGUCAGAAGUAUAGUUUACCCACUACGCUGUACACUAUCAACGUAUCCCACUGUUUGAAGAACGAACCGAGUAAGUGUGACGAGAUCAGGGUGCAGACGUACGAGAGGCGUUACGAGAUUCAGAAUUUGAAGCCAUUUACGGAGUACAAGUUGAAAUUGGCGCUGAGCAAUCUGUACGAAAAAACCUUGGAAUUCGGCGAGGCAGUGAUGCUGAAGACCAGCGUCGGCAAGCCCAGCAGGCCGGAGAAUGUCACGAUUCAGGCCCUAACACCAACGUUAGCGGAGAUCUACUGGAUGCCACCCAAGAUGCUGAACUCCGCAGUGGUGCACUACGAGGUGCACUGGAGAUCGAAUGAUCUCUUGCAGAACGGCAUGCGGCAGAAGGGCGAGCAACUGAUCGAAGAGCCGAAACGCACGGCGGACGGCAGGUUUUUCACGACGCUGCAGCCGUUGCUGCCAGGACAGGAGUACCUGGUGUACGUGCGUGUGUAUCCUGCCAAUUUCAAUGACUUCUACAACGACAGUCUCAGGCAACGUAUCCGCAUGUACUCGGAGCCGAACGAUUUAACGAUGAACGGGGUCAGCGUAAACAGCAUGAACAUAUCCUGGACCCCGACCGUCAACCUAACGAUUGGCUACGUAUUGGAGUAUCAGGAUGUCGCGAUGGAGAAGUGGCAAGUCGUGCAACACGUUGAGGUGAACGAGGACCAAGUGAUGUAUCGUAUAGAAAAUUUGCAGCCACGUACCCUGUACAAGUUUCGCUUGAGGCUGAGAUAUCCCAAGUAUCAAGACUUCAUAUGGGAACCAUCCGACGGAAGGUUUACAUUUCAAACACUCGGUGACGUUCCGAGCGCUCCAGGGGUGCCUGUGGUAACGAAAUUCCGAAAUUCCGUAUAUCAGUUGAAUUGGGAAGCCGCGCAAGCUCAUGGCUCACAGGUGACUUUGUAUCGACUGGAAGGCUUGGUCGUCGACGACAGCUACAAGCAAGAUGACGGGAGUGAAGAGGACGAGCACUGGGAUUUAUAUUACAAUGGAACAGACAACUAUUGGAUAAUCCCCGGAGACGUGGAUCAGAAGUAUAAGUUUCGCGUGCAGGCGAAAAAUGCCUACGGUUUUGGCGCCUGGAGUAGAUCGAGCGCGAUCGUUGAUCUAACGGAGUCCGCCGGAGGAAUAUUGGCUACGCAACAGCAUCUACCGCUGAUGCUGGGCCUCAUCGCGAUCGUUAUCACUAUAAUGUUCGUGUGUUUUUGUUAUUUUUUCUGCCCAGUGUACCGACAACGGAAAGAAGACAAGAAGACAGUUUUGCCUCCGAUAGUAUCCGAUGUCGAAUUAGCGACCCUCCGCGAGAUCCCUCGCGGAAACUUCGUUCAAUCUAACGCGCUUUACGCGUCUACGCUACAAAGUGAUCCGGAUGAUUCUGCUCUGCCUAAAAUCAGACAAGAACAAAUCACGCUGGCAAAGUUCCUAGGCAGCGGCGCAUUCGGAAAGGUAUUUCAAGGAAAUGCCAAAGAUUUAGAAGGACCGGGCAUAACGCCCGUUGCCAUAAAAAUGCUACGAAACGACGCCUCUUCGCAAGAGAAGACGGAAUUCUUGCAAGAGGCCAGACUCAUGAGUCAUUUCCGCCACAAACACGUGCUCAGGUUACUGGGCGUCUGCUUGGACACGGAUCCUCCGUUACUCGUGUUGGAAUUAAUGGAGGCCGGUGACUUGCUGAGCUAUUUAAGAGAAAGUCGCUCCUUGCAACCCACAGACCCGCACGCUCUGCGUCUGCAGGAUCUGCUCGGCAUGUGCGAGGACGUUGCGCGCGGCUGUCGCUACCUGGAGGAGUUGCACUUCGUGCACAGAGAUCUCGCGUGUCGAAAUUGCCUGGUGUCUGCGAGAGAUCGUGAAAAUCGCGUCGUGAAAAUCGGCGACUUCGGACUAGCCAGGGAUAUCUACAAGAAUGACUAUUACCGCAAGGAAGGAGAAGGUCUGCUUCCUGUUCGCUGGAUGGCACCAGAAUCCUUGGUGGACGGGGUAUUCACUUCGCAGAGCGACGUUUGGGCGUUCGGGGUGCUAAUGUGGGAAAUUACGUCGUUGGGUCAACAACCCUAUCCUGCCAGGAACAAUCUGGAAGUGUUACAUUACGUACGUGCGGGCGGCAGGCUGCCGAAACCCCUCAACUGUCCACCGACGUUACACCAGCUGAUGCUCCGUUGCUGGAGCGCAGCGGACGCCAGGCCGAGCUUCAAAAUUUGUCUCGAGAGCAUUGUCAUUCUGAGAAGUCACAUAGAGGAUGCGGUGUUGAGCCCGGUACACGCUGGACACUAUCUGGCACGCAGAGGAAACUCGUGGAAGUCCAGUAGUUCCGAAGGAAGUCGAGAUAUGCAACCCUUCUUACAAAACUCAAACAACGCUACGCUCAAUCCGCAAUCCGGCGAGGCUCCGAAGUAUCUAGAAUUAUUAGCGGAUAACGAAGACAUCGUCUUAAGGGAGAAUCCUACGAACGGUUACGAAGUGCCUCGCUCAAUCCACAUCUCGGAUCAGAACCUGGCAAAUAUAAGCAGAAUUAGUUGUACGAGUCACGAUCGUAAGAGCAGCCUGCCCACGGAGACUACAGAAGAGCAGAAGGAAUGUUCGACGGAGGAACAGAAGCAGUUUGACGGAAAGUUGUACAAAAGAUCAUCGAUCUCUAGUCUAAACUUACCGGAACGAAAGGGCACGUCGGUUUCAGGAAUUCCGGAUAAAUGCAAUACCUUAGACAGCUCGAAAUCUGCGGGCUCGAUCGCGAAGGCGACCCUGAAAAGAGACUCCUUCUCUUCCUUGAAUGGCCAGCGAAAGUACAAGACCAACUUGGGUGAGCGAAGGGACUCCGAGGCGAGCAUUGAGGGUAGAAGUUGCAGCUCGCAUAGUCUGGCACCAUCCACACGUCCUAGUUCGUCCUUAAUCAAUUCGCAGACAGUCCUACCGUCCUCCCUGAAGACUAACGCCGUCAUCACGAACAACGUGAACGAGGAAGUGCCUUCGGGCGAGAGCGCGGCGACGAAGAGUAUAUUGCCGAAGGUCCAGAGGACUCACUCGAACUUGCAGAAUGGCAAGGCGAAUAUACCGCUCGUAAUAAACAGCACGUUGCUGAAUUUAUUGCGGCAAACGCCCGUCGUCGAGGAUGGCAAUAAUAUCGUCACGUAUACAAAUAUAAACGUGGACGCAGUCAGAGUGAAUGGAUCGUGAGACGCCGAUCGUGGCAAAUCUGUAGAUUUACGCAAACAUUUCGUAUAAAAAUAAGCGUGAUUCGUACGAAUCGCUUCUGAGCUUGAAUGACAUAAAUUGAGGCAAUUAAAUGUUCCAAUAUUUAUAAAGUAUGAGAAUAUAUUUCUACAUACAAUCACUCAUAUUAUUUUUAAAGCAAGGUUUUUUGAAAUGUGAUAACCAUAGUAGACCUAUUCUUCUCUAGAAACUAUUCAGAUGGAUUUACCUUGUAGCUAAAAAAUUACUCGAGACAGUCGCUACGAUUUUGCUCAAAUUCUCUUGUUUCUUUUCUCUUUUCCUAACGCGGUGCCUUAAAUAUAUCAAACUAUAUACGAACAUACAUUAAGCUCUGCUUAUACAAUUAAUGUCCAAGUAUUCUAUAUAUGAAAAUAAAAGAUAGAAGGAGCAGAGGUGACAAUAGCUUUAAACUGCCAUUUUAAUGUACAUACAUGAAUUUUUAUACUCAAAAAUUUGUCACGCAGAUAUGGCAGAUCGUUUUGGAACGUAUAAAUUCGCAACUUUAGUAAUAAUCGCGAAACUGUUAUUUAAU